This is a messenger RNA of Seminavis robusta, 3948 nucleotides long. NCBI's taxonomy places the organism in Eukaryota, Bacillariophyta, Bacillariophyceae, Naviculales, Naviculaceae. The record is from the annotation of a GenBank genome assembly.
AUGUUUCUUGUUCCUAGGACGAUGGCCAAGGCGCCGUCGGUCCUUUUGACGAUAUGGCUUGCCACCAUGACCCGUCAUCACGUCCAGGCCGACUCGUGCUCGGCUUUUAAUGUGAAUGGAGCCUGUUAUGAACUUGGAUCCUCCAUUGAAACUGUGACGGGUGAGCUGGACAGCAUGGUCAAGGAAGCCGGAUCAGACGGAUUCAUGUCCCUAUACGACAAUUUUCUGGCACCCAUGGUGAACAUGUUUAUUGCCGCAGAUGAUCCCACCGGAUUUUGCUUUGGAGACUACACGGGAGAUGAAGUCGACGAAAAUCUAGAAGAUUACGGCUGUGACUUUAUCCCUCUUGAUGCAAAUCAACAGUUCGGCAUUGUGUCGGGAUCUCUACCAAUCACCACGGAGAUGCAGUUGGCCUUGAUGGCUCUGCAGCUCUGGACGAACGUGCAACCCGAGACCGUCACACCCAAGUUCUGUAUGGCAAUGCGUGUGCCAUCCCCAACUUGUCACAAGAUGACGUUUGCCAUGACCAUCAAUGAUGGAACAAUCACCGCUCUCUGUGAGAUAGUCCCAGCGGGGGGUAUUGGGGACGCCAUUCUCUCCGUGUUGGCUGCCAUUGUAGAACUUGGGGUGGAACAAGUUGGCUUUGGGAUGUCUAUAGGUGGGGGGCUUGAUGUGCCAGUCAAAUAUUAUGUCAACAAGGAGUUCAAGGCUAGCACCUUCCCUUCCCAUCUCUAUUUCAACAUUCUGGGCAGCAUUGAGCUACCAUUCCUUCCAGAGCAAUAUCAGGAAAUCAUUUCCUGUGAAGGAGAAUUUGCCCGUGCAUUCAACUUUGGAGAUACCAUCGACGCCGUGUCUAGUGUGGUCACAGACGUCUUCAACCCCAGCAACUUUGGACGUGCCGACUUGAAGGGAACCUUGGACACCUUGCAAGAUUUGCUGCUCUUCCCCGAAGUGGUCACGACAGAAGCCAGGCUAACAAUUGACUUAGAGGAAGUGACAGACGGGUUGCUCCAGAACCUCGCGCUUGGCGACACAACGAUGAUGGCUAUGAAGGUGCCAAAGAAAAAGCUUGGAAAUAUUGAACCUGGAUUCUACCUCAGCAUCGAAACCAACCUUGAAGUCCUCGAGGCCUUCGCUAAGCAGCUCUGCGAUCAAAUUGAUGGUGCGCUCAAGGCAGUGUCCGGCGGUGGUUGUCCAAAGCUUCCGAAUUUGUCGAUCAAAGGCAAAAUCGGAAUCCAGAUUCAGGCCGAUAGGAUUGAGGCUUUCAUCCAAGUUCCCGGAUUCCUCAUAGAAUGUCAAGUGUGGAAUCUGAAUCCACUGGAAGGGAAGACCCCGAAGAUGAGUUGUCAAGUUGACAGUGUCAUCUUUGAAAUCGUCGCAGAGGCACUUGGAUACCUCAUUGGUAAGGCUGAAGAAAUGGGCAAAGAGAUUGUCGAAGACGUGACGGAGAUCUCCAAGGACGCCGUCAAAGCAGCGAAGGGUUUUGGCAAAGAGGUUGCUGGGUUUGCCAAGUUGAGUUCCAAAGCUGCAGACCAUUUUGCCGGGGAGGUUGGCGACUUCUUUGAAGAUGGAGGGCAGGAGCUAUUGGAUGUUGCAAACAGAGCUCUGAAGGAGGCUGAAAAUUUCCAGAAAGUGGCAGAAGCAGCAGCCUUCAAGGCUUCGAGGGCUGCAGACGAAGCCGGGAAAGCUGUGGACAGAGCUGCACAAGAAGUUGCAAAGGAGGUCGAAAGGUUGUCUAAUGAAGCCAAGCAGGCAGCAGAGACAGCAAUGAGGAUUGCAGAAGAGAAAGCUACGAAACUGGCCGAUGAGGCCAAGGAGAAAGCUGAAGAAGCGGCCCGAGAGACCGAGAGGAUAGCCAAUGAAGUGGCCGAAGAGGCCAAGAAGGAAGCUGAAGAAGCGGCGGAAGCGGCCAAGAGUACAGCGGAGGGCGCCUUGAAUGCCGUCAGGAAGUUGGGGUGGAGACGGUUGCGAGCUGAUGGUGAGGAGGAGAGUGCAUUGGACUUCGAGGACGAAGACGAGGAUCAUGACCACUACGAAUACCUUGACGUUGGCGCUGGGGACACAGUUGAACAGGGCGACCGACACCGUCAUGCCGAUGUUGACGCUACCGACAGCCUUACCGAGGGCGACGAAGAAAAGUUGAGCGAUGGACCUGUUUACAUGUUUAGCCACGUGUUUAGUGAUGAUGACAUCAAUGAUAUGGGUCUAAGCGACCAUGUGCAAGCCGGCAACGGCAUCCUCAGCUACGACGAAAAGACCGUCGCUGCGCUUCGAGAACAAAGGGAACUCAUCAAGACAGAUACUGAGCGAAAACACGAUGAAAUGAAGAGGAAUAAGGUUUCUGCUGACAACAAAUACCAGGCUGCCCAGGCCGCACUCGAGGCCGCGGAAGCAGAAGUCCUGGCUGCCCAAGAGGAGACAAAACACAAGCCCGUGGGAAUGGGCUUCAUUCAGCACUACCAGUGCAAGAACAAGAAAGAGAUCUGGGAUUCUAGUAGGAGAGAAGACUAUGGCCACUACUUUGCUCAAAAAGGAAACGAUGACUCUAGGAAGAGCUGUUUCGAAUCGUGCUAUGAGUGGUACAAGACCAAUAACAAGUCGAAGAGACAUCCUUUGUGUUGCGAAUAUGAAACCGGCGAAGAUACCGGUGCUUGCCGAGUUGGCAGCGAAGGCCGAAUCAAAGCGAGAAAGGAGUCGAAGAGUGCUUCUUUGACAUUUGUCAAGGACUUUGGGUCUAUGGCCGAAGCCAAGAGCAUCAGAGCUACUUGUAGUUCAGACAAAGAAUGCUACACCAGCUUCUGUGACAACGGGCGGUGCAAGGUGAAAUGUGCCCCGGAAAAUCGGUGCUAUCAGUCUUUGUAUUCGAAGUGUUUUGGUUUCGACGGAAAUUGUCUGAACGUCGGCGGCGUCAAUCACUUCUGCGACAAAGCGACGGAUUCAUGCACGUGUGACGACUCCACUGGACAGUGUACACCCGAGGAGAGGCAAGAAACUGUCAUUGACCUAUUCCCGCACCAAGUUAAGGAGGACAUUGACAUGGAGAGGGUCGACGUCAAGCCUGCCAAGAUGUUGCCAAACAAGAAAAACAAGAAGGAAAAGAAGAAAGACGAGGAUGAAGAAGAUGAGCGUCCCAAGAUGGCGAAGAAGAAGAAACCGAGAAAGCCGAAAGAUCCGGAUGAUUAUGGCGAAAGACCUCCUAGUCCUGGCCGCCCUGUCGGUGGUGGCGGCUAUUCCCGCGCACCACCUCAAGGAAGCAAUGGUCAAAUAAUAGUGUCUGCUCCUGAGGUUAUUAUCAGAGCUGGUAGGAUCGUUGUCGAGCCUGUUGGUGGAGAAAGCUAUGGCCAGGUGCCACCUGUUGCUACCAUCGAUAGCAGCAACGGCGGGGGUGGCCGUGGACGUGGGGAGCGUGGCGGUGGUGGCGGUCUCAGGGGGCGCCCGGUGAGGGGUCGACCCGUUAGAGGUCGACCUGUCAGAGGCAGGAAUGGGCCUGACGAUGGAGAGGAAGGCGAGUACGAAGAGGAGGAAGAAGACGAGUACGAAGAGGAGGAAGAAGACGAGUACGAAGAGGAGGAAGAAGACGAGUACGAAGAGACGGAAGAAGACGAGUACGAAGAGACGGAAGAAGACGAGUAUGAAGCGGAGGAUGGAGAUUUAGACGAAGGAGAUUUCUUCAAUGGGGGAGUGUUGAAGGAUAUUGAUGGCAAUGAUAUUCACGACCAAGUCAAGGGCAUUACCAAGGACCUUCCGUCCAAUUUCAAACCACAGGUCAUUGGGAAACCUACGAUUCAGGGCGGGCCAGCCGUGAAGACGCCGAAGAUAAGCAAGGUCGUCACGAAGCCUGCGUUGAACAUCCAUGAUCUCAAGAAGCAGAUUGGCAAGAUUGAAACCAGGAAGAAGGAUCCCAGGAAGAAGAAACCCAGGAAAAAGCCGCCCCGCAAGAAACUCUAG